UCAAGACUUAGGAUCAUCGCGUCGGGAAUAAAUAUUAAAAACGAAAAGAUGACGCAAAAUCCGAUCAUCAGCUUCGAUUACAAAGGGCUCGUCGUACCUGUGUUUACUCCCUUUAACGCUGAUGAAGAACGGAGUUUGAAUUUAAAGAUUAUCCCCGAGUACGCGAGAUUCCUCGAGUCCAAAAAUAUUAAAGGAAUAUUAGUCAACGGGACUACCGGGGAAGGAACGUCACUCACCGUGAGCGAAAGAAAAGAGGUGGCCGAAACUUGGGCUGCUGCCGUCAGGGAGACAAAACAAUUGUUGAUGAUACAAGUUGGAGGAUUAGCUUUAAAAGAUGUCAAAGAACUCUCAAUUCAUGCGGAAAAAUUGGGUGCUGAUGCAAUUUUGUGCCUACCCGAGAUGUAUUUGAAACCAAGAACGGUAGAUGAAGUGGUCGACUACUUGAAGAUAGUCGGUGAAUCUGCUCCAAACACGCCCCUGUUUUAUUACGAUUUUCCCAGAGCUACAAGCGUAAACAUUGACAUGGGACGCUUUUUUGAACUUGUCGGCGAAAUGGUACCGACGUUUUUCGGAGUCAAGACCGAUUUAGAUCGAGCCCUACAAGCAAAGCAAAUCAACGAUAAUCACACGAUAUUCGUUGCCGGAGACAUGACAAUGAUAGGAUCAUGUGCAGCAGGAAUGGAAUCGUACAUUAUGACGAGCCUCAAUUUCAUGACGGAAUCGGCCUUCGAUUUGCUCGAGUUUGGAAAGGGCAAUGUCGACUUGCCAACAGCGCAAAAGAGACAAGAGUACAUUAGUCGGAAUAUCAGGGAAAUUACACGUUAUGGUUCUUGGGUAGAGACCAUGAAAAUUGCCAUGAGUCUGACGACGAAAUUUUUCAUGGGACCCCCUAGAGCUCCGCUUAAGCUUCUAUCAAAAGAAGAUGCAGAGUCGAUGGCUCGAGGCUUAAGAAAAAUCGGAACGAAGACUGACACGACUGCGUUGAUUGAAAUGUACUCAAAUUUAUAAUUUUUUUGGUUAUUCGCUAUUUAUUAGCUCAACGGAUGGAUUUAUUGCGUAAUGACACUGUUGCUUUUUUUAGCGUCAUUCAUAAUCAACAGUUUACAAAAAUAACAGGAAAACUUGAAAUUUGUGAAAUAAUAAAUAUCGACUCGUUAAUUAUCAAAACAAUACAAUUAACAUUGACAUAAAAUCUAAAAAAAUGUGUCUUAAUAUUACUCUAUGUUUUACCAUGUACUCGUAGAUAUUGGCACAAUUGUCGCUAAAAAAAAAAAAAGUUAAAAAAUUAAUGUGAUAAAACUAUUUACAUUGCUGAAUUUUGUUUUUCAUGCUACUCUGAUAAAAUUGCACAUUUAUAACUUAAACAAAAGCCU
Molecule: messenger RNA, 1373 nt
Organism: Copidosoma floridanum
Lineage: Eukaryota; Metazoa; Arthropoda; Insecta; Hymenoptera; Encyrtidae
Product: N-acetylneuraminate lyase-like
Molecular function (GO): lyase activity
Source: RefSeq, a predicted model, not a curated record